Mycena citricolor is the source of this 261-nucleotide messenger RNA. NCBI's taxonomy places the organism in Eukaryota, Fungi, Basidiomycota, Agaricomycetes, Agaricales, Mycenaceae. The record is from the annotation of a GenBank genome assembly.
AUGACACCUGCACCCGCCCCGGCCCGGCCCGCUGCCAACGAACCGGUUCCGAUGGAAAUCGAUUGCACCCACGCCCGCGGCCGCAAUAUCAUCUGCUACAACUGUCAGCAGCCCGGGCACAUUGCGCGGAACUGCCCGGAGCCCAAGAAGAAGCGCACGUUCUUCAAUCGGGCCACAAUGCUGGAAGAAAUCGAGAACGGGGACAAGGACAACGAGUUCCUGAAGGAGAUUGCCGAGAAGCUGCGCGAGAAGGGUUUUUGA